AGUUGCUCGCAGCCCGAGGGGGUCUGGGAUCCCAGGGCCCCGCCCCCGCCGCGCCCGGCGGGGACGAUGGCGGUCUCCACGGCCAGCCGCACCUGGCGCACGCCGCGCGCGCUGCCGGGCGCCGGCCGCGAGGGGCCCUCGGGCCUCGCGGCCUCGGGCCAGGCGAGCCUGGCGCGGCCCCGGCGGGUCGCGGCGCCGAGGGCCCUGCACGAGCGGCGGCCCGUCCACGCGGACGAGCGCUGCUGCCACGCCCGUAACCUGCUGGGCGAGCCUGGCGAGCGGGCGCCGCUGCUGACGCGGCCGCGGGGGGGCUGCUGCUGGGGCGCGUGCGGCGGUGCGCUGCGGGUGCUGGGCGACUGCCGCGGCAGGCACACGUGCCGCACCGACAGCGGCUCGCCCGUGCUCCUGAACGAUUCCAUGAGCUGCCUGCAGCUCUCGGGCGCGUUCCCGGGCUGCUGCGGCGUGGGGCGGCGGGGGCUGACGCCGGCCGCGCUGAACCGCGUUCUCUUCGAGCUGCGCACCGACGCCUCCUCGCCGCGGCACGUCGCGCAGGUCGGGCUGGCGAGGCUCGGCGAGGAGGAGGAGGUCGCCGCCGCCGGCCUGCUCGACGAGCACACGCCGCUGCUCGCGGCGCUGCUCUGCGCCGGCUCCGGCGAGGUGCAGAGCACCGGCGGGCCGCUGGAGGUGCUGGCGCCCGGCGCGGGGAGCCCGGGGCUGGUGCAGCGCCUCGAGGACUGGUGCAGCGGCGGGCAGCCGUGGCUGCUCGGGGACAGCCUGUCGGCCACGGUGCUCCUCGAGGUGGACCUGCGCCCGGGCGCGGGCAGCCUGGCCAUCUCCGUGGGGAGCGGGCGCUCCGCCGCGCCCGCGGUGGUGGCCGCGCCCAUGCUGCUGGCCGAGGGGCCGCCCUGGCUGCCGGCGGUGUGCCUCACCGCCGAGGGGCAGGAUCCUCGAGGCCCGGAUCCUGGACUUCCACGUCUCCGUGGACCUGUAGCGGCCUGCGCCCCGGCCAUGCCGGGUGCCCCGCGUUGUUUUUUUAUUGUUCACCGAGCGCGUUCCACCACUCGCAGUGUGCCUAUUCGCAAACAUCCCCCGCUGCGAAGCCAGGCCAUUUGCCAGUGUGCCUGUUCUGCAAGUAGUGGAAAGCGCUUGUCUAUGAAGCCUUGAGAGCCAGGAGGGCCCUGCGCGCGGCGGGCCCCCCCCCCCCCACAGGGCGCGUUCACGGGGCCGAACGGGCCCCGCGCGCGCCCGCUGCAUCCGCGGCCGCGCGGGACUGCAGGGAGAGCGGAAAGGGCGCGUGAGCGCCAGGAGGAGGGGAAGGA
This is a messenger RNA of Prorocentrum cordatum, 1319 nucleotides long. The record is from the annotation of a GenBank genome assembly. NCBI's taxonomy places the organism in Eukaryota, Dinophyceae, Prorocentrales, Prorocentraceae.